Molecule: messenger RNA, 1005 nt
Organism: Rhinichthys klamathensis goyatoka
Lineage: Eukaryota; Metazoa; Chordata; Actinopteri; Cypriniformes; Leuciscidae
Gene: lrrc3cb
Product: leucine rich repeat containing 3Cb
Exons: 1
Coding region: 176-988 (270 amino acids)
Cellular component (GO): extracellular matrix
Molecular function (GO): protein binding
Source: RefSeq, a predicted model, not a curated record
AAAAACUAGCAGUUGCUUGAUGGUAAUUAACCUAACAACAAGUGCCCAUUUAUCCUCAAAAUAACUCCACAAUCAGCAAGCAUAAUGAUAGCAGGGUGUCAGUUGUAAUAAUGACUAUUAUUAUUUUCUUCCUGUUUCCUGUUUGUUUUGAGCUGGUGUGCUCUUCCUCCUCCUGAUGUUCGGGACUGUCAGUAUGUCUAUGGGCGGUCAUGCUGUGGCCAGCUGCCUUUCUCUCACUUUCACCCUCCUGCUCCACGUCUUGGAUGUGUGUCUGUGCCACCAAGCAGAAAACGGAUGCCCAGAGAGCUGUUUCUGCUCAGAGAGUGUCGACGGCGGGCUGGUGGUCCGUUGUAGUGACAUGCACUUGAUUGCAGUGCCACGUGACCUUCCGAACACUACACAGCAUCUAUACCUAGACAACAACCUGCUGCUUACCAUACCAGCCGAUGCCUUUAUAGGGCUCCCACUACUGUUCAAAUUAGAUCUUUCCCACAACAGGUUGGCUUACCUGGAGCCCGGAGCCUUUCAACACCUUGCAGACUCAUUGAGCAGCCUGGAUCUUUCUUCUAACCAGCUGGAGACCCUGGACCCCAAGGCGUUCGGCGACCUUAGAGCCCAGACUAACCUCUCUCAUAACCCCUGGCUGUGUGACUGUCGUCUGCAGCUGGCUAUGCCACAGCUGCUCUUGGAUCCCUCCUCCCUCACUGAGGUGGUGUGCAACACUUCUGAACCUGAAGCGCUGGAGGCUCAAGGUAUGCCCUUCAUUCUGGUGGCGACUGAUCUUGACUUCUGCACUGCAAUCCAGAGGACCAUUGAUGUGGCUAUGCUGAUAACAAUGUUUGGCUGGUUUACAAUGGUUAUAUCCUAUUUAGUUUACUAUGUAAGGCACAACCAAGAAGAUGCAAUUCGCCACCUCGAGUAUCUCAAGUCUCUGCCCAACAGGCAGGGCAGAUCUGAGGAUUCACUGACACUUAACACCAGGCCGUAACACAAUUAUGAAUAACA